AUGGCAGGUAAGUCGACAAAAGUUACUUUGACGGAGUUCUUGCCGUCGACCUUGAAGACACCGGGCUCGUCUCCAAGGUCGAAAGAUUACGCGAAACAAAGAAGCAAUGGAAGCCCCAACUAUACCAACCCGCUUUUGGAAGCCAUCCGCAUCCCCGAUGCCGGCCCAUUCGAAAGCAAAGCAUGGUUGGACUUUCAAUUGCGAGUUUCGGGUAAUCUCUGCAAUGUUAAACGCUUCCUCGGAAGCGAUCAAAAGGUGGAAUUUAUCGUCGCCAGCCAUCAGGUUCGCCCAGCAGCGAAGAAAAUCCGAGAUGGCACUAACGAAGGAGAUAUACUGUAUAUCACCUUCGUCUCUGACGGUGGAUUCGACAGGUACCUUUUGAUCGGAAUGGUCAAGCUACUCAAGGUCUUCGCGUUUGAUAUAAUCUGCUUGAAAGCCGAUUACGGGCGAAGCAAUGACUUGGGGGUUGUUUUACACCAUUUGAUGCCCUUGUUUACCGAUGUUUCAAUCCUGAAGAUUAUUACUGAUCGGGACACAGAUUUAAGCAUCACCUCCCAUGGGUUAGGAAAUCUUUUGAAAUCAAAAUUUUACCUGAAACACUUAUGGCAAUUCGCGUUUGAUGUAAAACCUAUUGGACAAACGCCUCUUUACUUCAACAAUAAAGAUGCAUGUUUCUGCUUUAAGAAACGCCAAUUCUUUUUACUUCCCGCAGACGAACUCGUGGAUCCAUCUCGCACCGAUGAACUUUUCUAUCGGAAAGCUGCUCGAAAUCCCAAUUUCGUGCAACUUAAACGACGAGACGAGUUUGUAAAAAACUUUCUUUUCGCCUCCUCCAUGUCGAGUUCCCUUGCUAUUCUUUGGUUUUCCAAAGUCUGUUGCGAGGCCUUGUACAUCGAGAAGGAACUUCGCAAAGAAAUACUUCGAAAAAAUGGUGUUGUUGCAAUUGUCCAAGCAUGUAUCCAAUACUAUAGGUCGACAUUGAUUAUUCCUAGCCCUGCCCCUAUUAAUAAUCCUUGGGGACCUCUUUUUCCAUCUCCAGGAAAAGGCAAAAAACAACAUCACCACGGUCAUGGAAAGG
Messenger RNA from Paramuricea clavata, 1078 nucleotides. The record is from the annotation of a GenBank genome assembly. NCBI's taxonomy places the organism in Eukaryota, Metazoa, Cnidaria, Anthozoa, Malacalcyonacea, Plexauridae.